GGACAAGUUCGACAGCCUGCCGGGUCACCUGACAGAGGACUUUCACCUCUUCUCCCUCAACGACCUCACUGCUGUGCGCAACGGGGAACUGGGUUCCCGAAUGAAAGAGCUGCUGAAACUUGGUACCAUGCACGUAGCCAGCUGUGUGCUGUGCCAAGCAAAAGGCUUUGUUUGCGAGUUCUGCGGGAACGACAAAGACAUCAUCUUCCCUUUCCACCUGAGCAAGUGCCAGCGUUGCGAAGGUGAGCCCUCUCUGCUGGUGGCAGGCCUGGGUGGGGCAAGGCCCUUCUCCCACCUCUCCGUUCAGUUUACCUGGCCAGAGUGGAAGAUUCCCAAGCCUCGUAGCCUGGCAAAGGCCCUCGCGGUGGGCAUGAAAGAGGGGGUGGGUGGGGAGGAGGAUUUAGGGAUGAGAGUAGAUGAGGUGUGGAGUGGAGAGCAAAAGGAGCAGGAGGAAGUGCGACAAGCAUCAAGAGACACAGCAAAAGUGAGACAUGAGAAAGGGGGACUAUUUCAAGGUUUUACUGCUGGAAAACUGGUUAAAGCUUUUUCCCGGAAUAAGCUUAAUGAGGAGGAGCAGGUAAUGACAAGAGGGCGGGAUUCGGAGAGGAAGGAACAGAUAGAGCAUGAUGACAACAGAAGCGUUGGUCAGCACGGUGGGGUGGAGAGCAGUGAGGGGGAGCAGAGCAAGGAAAAGGAGGCUAGACAUACAAGAAAGGAAAAAAGGAACUUCUUAAAGGUUUUUCAGAUGGACAGAUUAAAGAAAAGCAUCUUAAAAGCAGACAAAAGGGGCAGCGACAGAGAAAUAGGCAGCAGCGUGGAAAGUUUAAAUGAAAUUGGAAAAGAGGGGAAGGGAGGUGGCAAGGCAUCAGUGCUAAGAAGUCGAGUCAAAGGUUAUUCAGAAACAGACGUGGAGGAUGAGCGGAAACCAGAAGUGAAAGAGGAAGACAGAAAUGAAGAGUUUAAAAAAAGAUCCUCAGAGGAAGCACGGGGAACGGCAGAUGAAAAGAAAGAUGGGGCCCAAGCUGGGAGAACGGGGAAAACUGAAUCUGUGGCUGACAAACAUCCCGUUAUGAGACGAGAAUCUCAUCAGCUGACAACUGAUGUCUCCAGAGGGAGAAGCAAGGAGGAGAGUAGUGGAAGUGGGGAAAGUGAUGGAGGAAGAAACCCUGAGGAGGAAGGCCAAGAAGAAUCAGGAAUUGUGACGCGGAGUAACUGGAGAAAACUUAAAACUCGCAAAGGCAGGAAAAUAACCAGAGGCAGGAAGAUGAGGGAAGGCAUGGAGAAAAAUAAGACAAGAGGGGAAGCGACAUAGAUCAUGAUGCAGGGGGAGGACACGAGUAAGGAGGGCUGUGUCCUGGGAUCACAAAGGAUUAGGAAACCUGAGUAAAACUGGAAUCGCUCACAGCAAA
Neolamprologus brichardi is the source of this 1409-nucleotide messenger RNA. The record is from RefSeq and is a predicted model, not a curated record. NCBI's taxonomy places the organism in Eukaryota, Metazoa, Chordata, Actinopteri, Cichliformes, Cichlidae.